CAAGUUGUCUGACUAUGGCGAAAACUUUUUGGAUUGUAUCUUUAUAAGGAAACCUUAAAGGCACACAGACGGCAUGAAAUUCUGGUGAUCUGGACAUAUCUACUAACGUAUCUUGGUGGUUUGUGGAGUCUUUGAUAAACAAGAAAAACGGCUUAUAAAAUCAAAUGCUCAGGUUUGACGCAAAGCAUGUUAAUCUCAGUUGUAUCAGCAAGAUAAUGUCGUGACAAAAAUGUCUUUUCUCUUAUCUGCCGCAGUGCAUGCGUCACACAGCUCCUAUGACUGGAGCUGCCUGUACUUCUGUAAAUGAUCAGCCCCAAACUUGCACUUGUAAAGAGAAGAAGAUCAGCAGAACUCCUCCUCAUGUUAGCCAGAGCAUCUCCUGUACACAGAUGGCUGAGCUGCUGAGUGGGUUCUAAGAGAUUAAGAAAGAGAUGAAUCUCUACUCAACAAUUUGGAGAUUCAUUAUGAUACUACAUUUUUCCAUUAAGGGUUGGCCUUUGCUCCCUGCUGGCUGCCAACAACUCAAUCGCCAUGGCCACGUGACAGUAGAACCAUCUCCGCUAUUCCUCAUCGGCUCAAACCUGACAGUGUACUGCCGAAUCAACAAAUGUGAACUAGGGGACAUAUCCCUGGUGCUAAAUAAUAAGCCUGUGGCACCUGGGAAGAGAGUCAACUGCACCAUGAUGAUAUUCAAUUUGGUCAAUGUCCGGAUACCAAAAUCUACCGUGGUGUGCAAGCUGACGAUGAAGAUUGUUGAUGGAAAGGACCUUCAUGGCGGGCUUCCUCCAGAUAAACCUGAAAAUAUUAUCUGUGAAACAACAAGGAGCUCAGAUUUUACAAACUGCUCAUGGGAGAGAGGACAGGAAACAUAUCUCCCCACUACCUACAACGUUACAGUCAACAGUGAAAAUGGGACCCAGAUACUUUCACAUCAGAAACAGGAGUCUGAGAAAAUCACCAUACCACGAGCGAAGAUAGAUGAAAACACUAAAUACCAGUUGAUUAUCACUGCUUACAACCACUUUGGAGCAUCACAGUCUGAUCCAUUCAUCCUCUGUGUAAAGGAUAUAGUGAUACCAGAGACCCCUCGUCUUAUGCAUAUAGAGUUUGGGAAUGACUCCACAGGAGCCAUGUUGCAUUGGAAAAGCACUGAAUCCUCAGAUCAUCUCAGAUCCUAUGUCAGGCUCCGCACAGAAAAUGGCUUCUGGAGAGCGGUAGAGGGUACAGAGCUCAGCGAGGGUCUGAUACAAAUGGUCGGCCUGAGGCCUCUGACUGAAUAUGAGUUCCAGAUGAGAACAUGUAAGUCAACAUCAGGACUGACAUAUGCCAAGAGACCCAUGUCACCCUCCAGCAGAAGGUCGUUCUGCAGUGAAUGGAGUCCGUCUGUGAGGGGGAGAAGUCCUGGAAAAGGUCUGACUGCAGGUGUGAGGUACAGUAUCUCUCUGUACGCUGUGACCACCAGAGGUGUUAGUGCUCCAUCUUCCGGUCUGGUCUACUCCAAAGAACAGAAGCCAGGAUCCAGUCCCAAAAGACUCUAUAUGAAGUCAUAGCCUAUCCCUAUUUAUAUUCAAACAGGUGUUAAUUUUAAUGGGAUAUCAUAAGCGAUGAGUGAUGGAUC
Molecule: messenger RNA, 1618 nt
Organism: Micropterus salmoides (largemouth bass)
Lineage: Eukaryota; Metazoa; Chordata; Actinopteri; Centrarchiformes; Centrarchidae
Product: interleukin-23 receptor-like
Exons: 10
Coding region: 432-1550 (372 amino acids)
Molecular function (GO): protein binding
Source: RefSeq, a predicted model, not a curated record